CUGUGCGGAGCGGACCUAUGGCGGAGCAGGGCUCCAGGAGGGGGAGGCACCAAAUGAGAGGCGGACUUGACUCCAUUUGUAAUGAAGUGUCUUGAAAAGGGGUCUCAGAUCAAGAGUUUCUGCCGCUGCCGGGUUAAAGUGGAGUAUAAGGAGAGAGCGAAGCAAGUUACGAGGAAAUCACAUCAGAUUAUCGGCGGAUGCGCACUGUACAGGGGACUGUGUGGAGGAGAGCCGCGGUUUGUGUCUCAAGAGGCGGACAGGGGAGAGAGAAACGACAAGCAAAAGGCACAGCAGACGUGGAUUUCCCUUUUGGAGAACGAGACACUUUCAUAAAGGAAACUGUCGGGGACAAAAGGAACAGAAAUAACAAAAAAUAUGCUGUUUGAGUGAAUGCUGGUAAUAGGAGAAGGAUGAGCGCAUCUUUUGCAAAGAGCAGGGGACUGUAAAUCAAAAGGCCCCCUAAACAGACAUCCACGAAUAAAGUGGGUCAUGGCAAACGGAGGAGACCGGUUCGGCCUUGCAGAUCGCCCGGAUUCGGACUGCAUGGACCCUCCAAAGGAUUGCAAGCAGGAAAAUCUCCCCUUCUCUUUAAAAUCAGCUGCCUCACCUCAGACCGCCUCCAGCCAGGUAGCGGUCUCUGCUACGGAUCCUGAUGGGAUGGAGGGGAUCAAAGUUGUCCUUCAGGACAGGGAACUUUGGACCAAGUUCGAUGAAGUGGGAACUGAAAUGAUCAUCACGAAAGCUGGAAGGAGGAUGUUUCCCAGCUACAAAGUCAAAGUCACAGGACUCAAUCCAAAGACCAAGUAUAUACUCCUGAUGGACAUUGUUCCCGGAGAUGAUCAUCGCUACAAAUUCGCAGACAAUAAAUGGUCAGUAACGGGCAAAGCAGAGCCCGCUAUGCCCGGCAGGCUCUACGUCCACCCAGACUCUCCUGCCACGGGAGCGCACUGGAGCCGCCAGCUUGUCUCCUUCCAGAAGCUCAAACUCACCAACAACCACCUGGACCCCUUUGGACAUAUAAUACUCAACUCCAUGCACAAAUACCAACCUCGUCUCCACAUUGUCAAAGCAGAUGAAAACAACGGCUUCGGCUCGAAGAACACAGCUUUCUGCACUCACGUGUUCCCAGAAACUGCCUUCAUCGCAGUGACAUCUUAUCAAAACCAUAAGAUCACGCAAUUGAAGAUAGAGAAUAAUCCUUUUGCCAAGGGUUUCAGGGGCAGCGACGAUAAUGAGCUCCAUCGCAUGGCCAAGCUUCAAGGCAAAGAUUACCCUGUCGUUCCCCGCAGCACUGUCCGUCAAAAAGCAUGCUCUGCUGGGAGUCCCUUCAGAGGGGAGAGUCGAGGUCUACGGGGGUCUCCCGAUGCCAUCGGGUCCCCCUUUAGCAGCGAGAACGGAUUGAACUGUGGCAGUCCACAGGAGCUGCUGAGUUCCCCGCCUGUACACUACACCCACCGUCACCCACAUCUGCAGCCUGGUCAACAGCCGCAAGACUACAGCUACAGCAAGAGGAAAGCAGAAGAAAACUGUUCUCCAAGGAACCACCAGCAUCCAUACAAGAAACUCUUUACUGGUGGUUCACCAAGCGAGGAGGAGUCCUACUACCACCCAUCCUCCUACCCCCCUCCUCCACCUGGUUUGUCAAACCUCUCUGCUCUUGGCCUCACUGACUCCCCCUACAGCUCAGACAUGGGACAGCAUCAGGCAUGCAUGUUUGCCGGCUCGGAGCCCAGAAUGGAUGAGUUCAGCUGUGCAUCCUGGUCGUACACCUGCCCGCUCCCCGCCGCUAUGACCCCAGUGGAACCCUACCCACCUUACACCCCUCACCCCCCCUACAGCUCCAGCCCCCAGGGCUCUCGACUAAGCGCCUUAGCCCAUCAGAGCCCUCCAUCGCUGGGUGAGCACAUCUCCCAUGAUCCCUACCACAGCCAGAGCUCUGAACCUCGAUCACAGAGCACCCAGAACAUCCCGAGCAGACAGCUUGGCUCUCCUCUCAGAGAGUACCCCCGCUUCACAUCCAAUCUAUCGCAACCUCUCUAUCACACACUAGACACCCACUCACACAUCAGGUGUGGAGUGCCAGAAUGGAGUGCAGCCUCCUAACCAGAUCACCAACACAGAUUUAAGAUGGACUCUCUGUUUUCCUUGCAAAGGCUGCACUGUACAAACUGAGGUACUUUUGUAAAGUUAUUGUGAAUACUGUGAUAUUGUGGUGUGUAUGUUAUGUUCAUCCUCUCUGCUGGAACGAGCAGCAGAUUAUGAGGGACCUAAUUUGGACAUUAGUCAAAUGUAGUCCCCAGCAGGAAGCCUGAUGAUCAGUGACGUUGUUAUCUUUGUGCCUAUUUAAAACUGUUUGCAGUGUGAUUUUCUUUUCUUUUUUUUAAAGACCAGGCCACCGACUGGCACUUGGCUGAUUUCCCCUCAAUGUCUGCUACUUUAUGCAUGGUGAAGGAUGUAAACUGUGAACACUGUCAGCUGGGCUGUAUCAAUUAUCUACAAAAGUAAUCCCAGUUAUCGGAACAAAGCCCAGGGCAGGGGUUUCUCACAUUAUUGGAGGAAAAUGCAGCUCCAUGCUCAGUCAUAGCAAAGGAAAAAGGGCACUGGUUUGUCCGAGCUUAUGCUGGUGUACAUGCAAACCCAGUGUCAGCUCAGCUAAAGGAUGUUUAAUUUGCAAUGAGACAGCCAGCGAUAGCUGUAGGCUCUCCUUCAUAGAGAUAAACACUUUGUUUAGAUCGUGCUACAGGCUGAAGGACCUGUAAGCACUGCUUUCAUUGCAUUCUGGGUAAAUGCACAAGUCAGUGUCACAAGGCUGUCACUGCUGUCCUCUCAGUCACCCCCAACCAACCAAUCAGCUUUCUCUGUCCACAAAGUAGCAGCCAAUGAACACAUGGUUUUCAUUUAUGCUCAGCUGACUGGAAAGGGUUAUGCCUGUGUGUGAGUGUUGGCCCAUUUUUGUUUGUUUGUUUGUUUGGGAAUUAUUCAUGAACCGAUUACUGAUUUCUGACAUGUGAGGAUUGCUCAGCAGUGAAAAUAAUA
Messenger RNA from Cyprinodon tularosa, 3036 nucleotides. RefSeq names its product T-box transcription factor TBX5-like. Gene Ontology annotation, cellular component: nucleus. Bases 490 to 2103 code for a protein of 537 amino acids. The transcript has 9 exons. The record is from RefSeq and is a predicted model, not a curated record. Gene Ontology annotation, biological process: positive regulation of DNA-templated transcription; pattern specification process; cardiac left ventricle formation. Lineage: Eukaryota; Metazoa; Chordata; Actinopteri; Cyprinodontiformes; Cyprinodontidae. Gene Ontology annotation, molecular function: RNA polymerase II cis-regulatory region sequence-specific DNA binding; DNA-binding transcription factor activity, RNA polymerase II-specific.